AUGCCGCGUUUCACAGGAUUCGUGUGUUUGUCUCCUUCCCAGCACCAGCGCUUCCCUCCGGGCAAGCUGUGGACAGAGGGGGUUAAAAGUGUUGUGGACAGCAGGGCACGUCCGGCGCUCCGGGCUCGUUUUACUCGUUCAGCAGUCUUUGUUUUUGAUGUGGGAAAGAAAAGCUGGAAAUCCUAUGAUUGGUCAAAAAUUACAACCGUGGCAGCCUUCGGAAGAUACGAUUCUGAGCUCAUGUGCUACGCUCAUUCUAAAGGCGCCAGGAUAGUACUGAAAGGUGAUGUAUCUCUCAAGGAAAUUGUUGAUCCUGCUAAAAGAGCAGCCUGGAUAUCCGAGCAGGUGGAUCUUGCGAAAAAACAGUACAUGGAUGGAAUUAAUAUAGACAUAGAGCAGGAAGUUAACGAAACCUCCCCUGAGUAUUAUGCAUUAACAGAGCUUGUUAGAGAAACUACAGAUGCUUUUCACAGGGAAAUUCCAGGAUCCCAGGUAACAUUUGAUGUGGCUUGGUCUCCAGCAUGCAUAGAUAAAAGGUGCUACAACUACACUGGGAUUGCAGAUGCCUGUGAUUUCUUAUUUGUGAUGUCGUAUGAUGAACAGAGCCAGAUCUGGACAGAAUGUGUUGCGAAAGCCAAUGCUCCUUACUUUCGGACUUUAGUUGGAUAUGAAGAGUACAUUACUAUGGGCAUUGAUCCUAAGAAGCUUGUGAUGGGUGUUCCCUGGUAUGGCUAUGAUUAUGUCUGCCUGGGCUUAUCUAAGGAUCAUGUUUGUUCCCUUUCCAAAGUACCUUUCCGAGGGGCUCCAUGCAGUGAUGCUGCAGGGCGUCAGGUCCCAUAUGGAACAAUAAUGAAGAAAGUGAAUAGUUCUAUUUCAGGGAUCCUGUGGGAUGAGGUGCAGAGAUCUCCGUUUUAUGAAUAUAAGGACUCUCUUGGUCGCUUCCACCAGGUAUGGUAUGAUGACCCUCGCAGCAUCUUUUUAAAAGCAGCAUAUGCAAAGAAUCGAGGUUUAAGGGGCAUUGGCAUGUGGAAUGGAAAUAGUCUUGACUACUCCAGGGAAUCUGUAGCAGAACAACAGACCGAAGCAAUGUGGAAAGCCUUGACACCAUAAGAACUAUAUGAAAUUGUGAACCACUUGAUCUAGAAUGAUGAAAAUUGGUUAUUUUGAUGAUGGCCUUUGAUAUCAUAGAUUCUGACUUUCUAUUAAUAUACCAUAACUGCAAUCAAAGCUUUGAGAACUAGUCAAAAGUCAUCUUGUUAAUUUUGUAUGCAAAGCAGUAUUUUUGUACUUCAGAAAGUUUCAGUAUUGCUUUAUCAUUGCUUUUUUAAAGACUGCUUAUCUAUCAUCUUUCUCAUUUUUCACAACUGCCUUAAGUUCGGUCAGAGCCUGAACCCAGUGUGUAUGCAGUAAUAAGUAGGACCAGGUUGAAUUUACAGGGGCAAGCUAAUAAUGGGGAAGAUCUUCCCCAACACUGCCUGGUGCUGGAGGUAUUCAUUCUGAGGUCACAGGAUGCAGCACGAGCUGCAUCAUCUGCUUUCUGACAUCCCACCCCGGUCUACGUUUUAGCAAAAUCAGCCUGGAAUAAGAUUAGGUACAGAGCAUUGGAGAAACAAAUGGCUGCUUACAUGCAGCUUGGUGAAACUUGUACUUGAACUUGAUUUCUGCUCUAGAAAUUAAAAUAUUUUUAUAGCGUGAUUAUGUAACACUAAGUGGGUCCCAUUAAGCUUUUUAAUCAGACUCUUUGUUAGAGAAGAAUAUGCAAUAAAGUUCUGUUUCACGGUAUUUAUGCAUCAUAUGUGAAUUUUUCAGUUUCAAAUUCCAAAAAUCUAGGAAUUUAUCUUGAAAAAGAGCACUUGGAUGGCAUUCUUUCCAUUUUAAACUUACUGAAAACUAGAAGGCAGGAGCCUAAGUAACGAACUGUGUAUAUAUUUUCCCACACUUUAAUUUUCACUCAGUAGCCUUCUUUUGUUAUCUAAUAUUGCUUCGAAGAUAACAGGGCAUUAUAUUUUCAUUGUAGAUAAUAUUUUUCAUAAGGUAAUUGUAUAACUUAUCAAAAUAUCUCUAGUUACAGAGAGAUUGACUGGUGUGUAUAUGAUGUUUUUUGUUAAAUAAAAUGCCCUCUUCACUAAAGUUCAUGAAUAGUAUCCUCAGUUUAGGCUUUACUUGCUCCACAGUUUACAGCCCACACUUUUUCAAAACUGUUUCACAACCAGCUUAAACGGCAACUAUGCCCUGCUUAAGUGACUCUGUUACUUAAACAAUUAAAUUAGAUAUGUGUAGUCAGUUG
Messenger RNA from Struthio camelus australis, 2287 nucleotides. The record is from RefSeq and is a predicted model, not a curated record. NCBI's taxonomy places the organism in Eukaryota, Metazoa, Chordata, Aves, Struthioniformes, Struthionidae.